Temnothorax curvispinosus is the source of this 1705-nucleotide messenger RNA. RefSeq lists its product as uncharacterized. The coding region runs from base 170 to 1186 and encodes 338 amino acids. Lineage: Eukaryota; Metazoa; Arthropoda; Insecta; Hymenoptera; Formicidae. The record is from RefSeq and is a predicted model, not a curated record. The transcript is spliced from 5 exons.
AGGCGAUGCCGUGGGUAAUGAUAAUGAUCUCCACAGUAGCAAAUGGGUAAACGACACUCUAAAGUCUCUAAACGAGAUUGGCAAGAAUAGCUGGACGAAAGAGCUAGAAGAUCAGCUUUGUGCUCUGUGGCAUCUGACAAACUUGAAAGGAGAUGUGAUAUUGCACCUUAUGUUGUACGAUUUCCCCAAGAUAGCGAAGAGAGUACUGGUGAUUUCAACCGAACCACGAUUGAUUGAAAUAAUCUUGGGUAUCAUUGGCAAUGUAUGCAGCAGUGAUAAAGCGGCCAUCGAUACAAUAGGCCGCGAUCGAGAGCUAGUCACACAAAUCCUGAGCUAUUUAAAAUCCGACAACUCGUUAAUAUUGAUUCAACUUGUCAAGAUCUUGAAGGAAAUGUCGGAUCAAAUCAUAAAAAAAGCUCGAUCAGUUUGGGUAGCUUAUUUUACGAAAUGUGCAUUUUUCGGAGAUUGUAUAAUCUCUAUAUUAAUGACUUCGACUAAUGAUGAAUUACUAACCGGUACAAUGGAUUUGGUUGCAUCUAUAUUUAUUGGUGCACGUUUGGCGAAGAAAAACAAAUUGUGGGAGAAACUGUUUAAAAUUGACCAAUUCAUUGUUGCGAUGUUAGAAUCGUUUACGGGGAUAAUGGCGAGAGAAACGAGAACAAUGAGAGAGACGAGUCGCUUUGAAUGGAAGUUUGCCUAUAACUGGCUUGGAUGCUUAAAUCUCAUCAUAAUAGACCCCAACCACGUGGUUGAAGGCGAAAUCUGUGAUAAUGGAGAGAUGCUUUUGAAACUUUUGGAGAUUAUAUAUAGAAUAUUGGAACCGUGCAAUAAGUUACAUAAUUUAUAUCCAAUUCGGGAAGCAAGUGCCUUCCUGAUUUACAAUGCUACGUGUAUACUGUCAAGUAUCAUAAAUUAUAAUGUGAAUGUGGGAAAAAUAAAUGACAUUCUAGCGACUAUAACUUUCUCCCUUAGAAUGGUUUCAGAAUCUCGUUUUAAAGAAGAGCUAGAUCCCGAGGAACUCGUACCCGGUCUUUCAAAUUACCUAGAUAAAUACUGGUUACGUAUGUCACGUAUUAACCGACAAACCGACCAACAGAUUGCGGAAAUAUAUCGUCAAUGUAAACGCGAUUUUGAGCAGUACGUAAUAGGACUUGUCUCGUCACACCCGGGAUACUCGACAAGUUGACGCAGCUGCCAUCUUCGUUAGGUGUAAUUAAAAAUACGGGACCUGAGUAAAAAUAUGAGUUAACCCUUCGCAGAACACGUGAGGCUUUCAAGACCCAAUCGAUAUUUCAAUUUCGAAUUUUACGCAGAUUUUACGGAUUCAUAAAGAAAACGCGAACAAGAAUCAAGCAUACAUAACGGUAUAAAUAGUUUAUUAAAGCCUUUGAAAGUAUACUUGAAUUUUUUCAGCUUUUUUAUGGCACCAUUACAGCUUGAAAAUCUUAUCUGGGCAUAAAAGAUCCCCAGGUGUACGACGAAAGUAUCAGAAUUACGUGCGUUCUGCGAAGGGUUAAAAUUAUUUCUUGAAUUUGUAUACGAAAAUAUCUUGACAUGUCUCGACAAUAUGUAGUGCAAUGGUACAAACAAUAGUACAAACGAUAUAGUGCAAAUAGUACAAAUAGUCCUACAUACAAUAGUACAAACGGGAAUAUUAUGCAAUAAGUAAUUUACGAUAUUAAGCAAUAUUAUGCGUAGGUUGCAC